Molecule: messenger RNA, 2956 nt
Organism: Yamadazyma tenuis ATCC 10573
Lineage: Eukaryota; Fungi; Ascomycota; Pichiomycetes; Serinales; Debaryomycetaceae
Biological process (GO): RNA processing
Molecular function (GO): ribonuclease III activity
Source: RefSeq, a predicted model, not a curated record
UACAGGGUAUAGUAAUGAUUAAUGUUUAUUAUGAGGCAGUUAUGUACUUACAACGUCAACGUUUCACCCUUUUCUCUGGCAGCUUCGCCGUACUUCUUGAUACGAAUGGCUUGGAUGGCAAUGAAUCCAGUGGUAUCUUCUGGAGAGAAUCCAGUCAACUCAUCCAUAGAAGACUCAGUGGCAUCGUAUAACUUUUCGGUGUCAGAAGAUCUACCCAAGAUUUGUAAAGAACCCUUGUAACAGCUGGCUCUGACAACACCAUUAACGGUCUUUUGGGAAGGAGCAAUCAUUGCACGAAUGUAUUCACCUUCAGGAGUGAAGUACAUACCGUUGUACAAGAUUUUAGCAUAAGAAAUGGUGACAAAUUGAUCUCUCAAAGCACGGACUUCUCUGUCCAAGGUCAAACCUUCAAUAUCAAUGUGAGCAGUUCUCAAGAGAGUAAGGCCGGGGGUUUCGUAACAACCUCUGGAUUUAAUACCAAUAAAUCUGUUUUCGACAAUAUCGAUUCUACCAACUCCGUUUCUUCUGGCAAGAGCAUUGGCUUCAAGGAAGAUUUCCACUGGGUCAGUAAACACCUUCUUUCCCACCACCAACUUGACGGGUAAACCUUUGUCAAACACCACGCUGAAGGUUUCUGGGGUGUCUGGAGCAUCCGUUGGAUCCACAGUCAACUUCCACAUAUCUUUUGGAGGAGUGGUGUCGGGGUCCUCAAGAAUACCGGCUUCAAAUGAGAUGUGAGCCAAGUUCUCGUCGGUAGACCAAGGUUUGGCCUUGGUCUGGGCAACCGGGAUUCCCUUCUCGGAAGCAUAUUCCAAUAAGUCAUUUCUACCAGCAAAUCUGUUGAAAAAUUCAGGGUCUCUCCAUGGAGCAAUGACCUUGAUGUCAGGCUUCAAGGCGUAGAACGACAAUUCGAAUCUGACCUGAUCAUUACCCUUACCGGUACACCCGUGAGAAACAGCGAUACAUCCUUCUUGUUCAGCCACUUGAAUUUGGGCCUGAGCAAUUACUGGACGAGCCAAUGAGGUUCCCAAAAGAUAGACGUUUUCGUAGACGGCGUUGGCUUGAAUGGCAGGGAAACAUACGUCCUUGACGAAUUGUUCUCUGACAUCAACACAAAUAAACUUGGUAGCACCAAUGGCCAAGGCUUUCUUUUCAGCUUCUUCAAAGUCUUCUUCUUGACCGAUAUUUGCCAAAAACGCAACCACUUCGUAACCUUCUUCCAAUAACCAGGCCAAAAUGACCGAGGAGGAGCAGUAUAGACGACUCGGAGUCACGCAUGCCAUUCGAGAUAAACUCGAUUUCCACGACGAACGGCGCUGGAAGCGGUUUUCUGCCCGCAGGCUAGAGCUCAUUGACACUUUGGACUUAAGUUCUAAAAAGGCUUCCGAACAAGAGGCCAACAUCACCAAGGUGGCGGAGGCGCUCCGUAUCGAGUUUGAGUACCUGCUGGAGUACUUUGACGAGUUCGACCGGCUUGUACGAGCGGCCAUUCAAAGUGUCCGUCGAAACCGGAAACGAUCCUCCAAGUCAAAGAGAAGUCAAGAUAAACUAGCGGGGAAAAUCGCCAAGGUCAAGCACGAGUCAUUCGAUGGUGGCUCCAGUAAUACUGACAGUUUCAACAGUGCACAAGACGAUAACGAAUUUGUGUCGGAGUAUACCAAGUUCAACUCGGACUCGCAGGACGAUACCAACGAAUACUCAAAAAGCAAACACAUAUCCAACUACGACCAGUCCCGUGCCGCCAUUGUGUCGAUGGUGCAACCACGGGUGGGACGUCAAAACUCGAAUUUUCUCGGGGCCAAGCUCCCAUCAUUCGAGAGUCUUUCUGCCGUCAGCUCGCUAGCACAAAUCUCCUCCAAGAAAGCGGUGCUCUUGAACUAUAUCGAACGGUCCAAGUCGUGCGCCGAAGCCACCGUCAAGAAGACCGCCAACCUCGAGUUUUUGGGUAGGGGCAUCAUCAUUGCCAGCGUGGGCUACGUAUUUGAACGAUCUUUUGCAUCCACCAACGAGAAGUCCCUCGACUACCUCCGUGGAAAACUCGUUCAGGAACUGUACUUGGCCGACUUCUUCCGCAACUUGGAGACUCUUCCCAACAAGGAUGUACUGCUUAACGACGAAGCAGCAGUAACAACCCUAUACGCUCUUUUGGGAGGGUGUAUCAAAGACUUCGGAUUCGAGGCCAUUAUGUUCCCGUUGUGCGAGCUCUUGUACUGGAAUAUCAUCCGGGAGUAUCCCUUGAUCGCCCAGAGCUCAGUGCCGUUCAGAAGCACCGAUAGUAUGGGACCCACAUCGCAGCCGUCUCCUGAGAUCCAGAAAUCCGAUUCGUUUCUUCAGCUCGAGUCUCUCGCGGCCGUGGCAUCACAGGUCCGCAAACAGGAGCAGGUCCCCCCUGCUCUCCGAUCGCUUUCGGUGUCGCCGGUGGCUGGUAAAGUUCAAGGGAAGAAAGCAGUGGCCCUCCGGUUUCUUUCACAAACCCUCAAUUUCACCUUCCCCACCAAAGUAUCGGCCACUCCCAAGCUUGACGAGCUUCUAGAGAAUGCUCGCUCGGCCUUUCACCUUUCUCUGUACGGAGACUCGCAGGUAUUGGGGUUGAAGAACAUGAAGGACGGAUUUAUUCUCAAGUCUGAUGCUGAUGUGGAACGGGUGUUCACCAGCGAAGACCACAUCGAGCUCGAGAUCUUCACCCAGAAGCCCCAGGCGGUGCCGAUCUACGAGAUCACCUCGUUGAACAUUCCCAAUGGCUAUAUAUUACCACCACCGGUUCCGGGUGGUGGUCGCAUCAACCUGAGGUCACCCGAUACAGUGCCCACACUUGCUGGUGGGAGUUUCAAGUUUUUGUCGAACCAGGAUGAUCAUCCGCCACCACAUAUACCCCCGGUGCCGAUUCUUCCCAAGUUCCAGCCGUUAUUAUAACCUUUAUUAUGUACUCUAUUGGAUAAUUAGCAGCCAAUUUAAA